AUGGGUACAUGGUGGGCUCCACCCAGACUGAGAGCAUAUAAAAGGACCUCUUCACGGAGAGGUAUCCAGACACAAGUCACUUACACUCCUUCUCUACCAAGACCAACCUCAAGAACCAGCACCAUGUGUGGCUAUUACAGAAACUACUAUGGAGGCAGAGGCUAUGGCUGCUGUGGCUAUGGAGGCCUCGGUUACGGCUAUGGAGGCCUGGGCUAUGGCUGCUGUGGCUAUGGAGGCCUGGGCUAUGGCUAUGGAGGCCUGGGCUAUGGCUAUGGAGGCCUGGGCUGUGGCUAUGGCUCCUACAGUGGCUGUGGCUACCGUGGACUGGGUUGUGGCUAUGGCUGUGGCUAUGGCUAUGGCUCACGCUCUCUUUAUGGCUGUGGCUAUGGAUGUGGCUGUGGCUAUGGAUCUGGAUUUGGCUAUUACUACUGA
Messenger RNA from Microtus ochrogaster (prairie vole), 432 nucleotides. RefSeq names its product keratin-associated protein 6-3-like. NCBI's taxonomy places the organism in Eukaryota, Metazoa, Chordata, Mammalia, Rodentia, Cricetidae. Bases 1 to 432 code for a protein of 143 amino acids. The transcript is spliced from 2 exons. The record is from RefSeq and is a predicted model, not a curated record.